Molecule: messenger RNA, 945 nt
Organism: Melampsora larici-populina 98AG31
Lineage: Eukaryota; Fungi; Basidiomycota; Pucciniomycetes; Pucciniales; Melampsoraceae
Exons: 6
Coding region: 1-945 (314 amino acids)
Source: RefSeq, a predicted model, not a curated record
AUGACUACCAAUACCUCGUUCGCAAUGAAAUGGACAGGGAUUGUGACUCUGCACAAUGAAACAUUUACGCUAGGUGGGCAAGGCGACUGGCACCGGUGUUUCAAAAUCGAACCGGAAAAUGACCUUGCGCGGCGAUUUGGAUCUAGAUUCAAGAUCACCGUUGAAAGAGAAUCAAUACUUGAAGAUGGCGAUGUCGUUGAAUUGUGCGGUGACGUAGCUGCGCCUAACAAUAGCGGCGAUACAUUGGUGAUUACAUCCAGUGUGUCGAUCAAACGGCAACCAGAUUGGAUUGCGAUGUCCGGUUUACGUGUCAAUGUUGUAGAAGUUGCUAGUCGCGGACUUGUAACAGAUCGCAUAGUGACGGACGGAAAUUGGACCUGUCUCAUAGUAGAACACAACGUUUGGAUAGGUUUGUGGGGAAGACAUUUAACUUACAGCGCAGUGUAUGUGGAUAUUGGCGAUGGGGUAUUGCCUUUGGUACCUAAUGCAUGCGCAGGAGUGGUAGUAAUAUUGCAAGGGGAUGUGUUGGAGUUUUCCGAGCGUGGUAAUAUGUGGGCAAUACAUAAAGUGGAGCGUUGGCAAUGUACUGACCUCAAUGUGCCAAUUAUCAUUCGCCGGAUGGCGGUCAAUGACAUUGCCCCGGAGACUGAUAACAUUGCCAACGUUGAGCGCUUCAAUGCUAAGGCCCACAGUGAUAUGCGCAGGUCGGUUCAUGGUGAGAUUGUGGUAGGACCACUCUACAAUCAAUCCAACACCCUGCGUGGUUACUUUAUUGAUCAGGCUUUUGAGUCGGAUUUCGCCCUCGUCAAUGCAAAUGGUGUUGGCGGAAUCCUCAAAUAUCGUCGGCAUGUGGGAAUCGGGAUUCACAGCAAUUCUCCAUUGAGUAACGAAUUCAAUUAUGGUAUAGCGUUUAAAGAUGAAAGAAUGAGUCGUGGAUGUCGGUAA